Molecule: messenger RNA, 3927 nt
Organism: Paralichthys olivaceus (Japanese flounder)
Lineage: Eukaryota; Metazoa; Chordata; Actinopteri; Pleuronectiformes; Paralichthyidae
Source: RefSeq, a predicted model, not a curated record
GUGCUGAUGAAUGAAGUCAAAGUCAGACCACAUCUACAAUGGACAAAAGACCAGAAGCCACAGCCCUGUUGGACUUUCUGUCAAAAGUGGGACUGGAGAGAUUUUAUCCCAACAAGCUCACUCUUCAGUUCCUCUUGGAGAUCAACAAAAGCAGCAUAUAUGAAGAACCUGAAGAAUCAGCACGGACCCUGCCCUGGUGUUUUCUAAGAAAACUAUUUGAAGUCAAUGCAAAAUGCAGAAGCUGUCGACAUGAAUCAAACACUAUUGAGGAAAAUGACACUGCAAAUGAGAAUCUGUUUGAACUGGACCUAACCACCUCUGAUGACUCUACAGAUGAUAAAGUGAACCCCCUCGACCUCAUUGUCGCUCUGUUCCUUUGCGCUGACAGCUUCUUGCAGCAGGAAAUGGCCCUCAAGAUGUCAAUGUGCCAGUUUUCUCUUCCACUGCUGUUGCCCCRCGGCCAUAAGAGUCAGUGUACCCUGAUGCUGUGGGCUCUGAGAGAUAUCGUCAAAGAGUGGUGUCCACAUGAUAUGUCUCAAUCAAGAGGGUUUGUUGAAGACAACAUUAUCCAAGCAAAUAUACCAUUCUACUCCUUUGUGAGGCUGAAGAACAGUAGUUUAUCCAAGUCCCAGUUUUUGAAUCAUGUCCUCAGCAGUGGGCAACAGAACUGCAACAUCUUCAUACACAGAGAUGUGGAAGGGGGGGCAGUCAAAAGAGAAAUUGCAAAUGGGCUUGUUGAGGUUUGUUGGUACCUUCCCUCUGGUGGAGAAAAUCUUGACAUUUUUCCUGAGCCUAUUGCCUUUGCAAAUUUGCGAGGGGACAUUCAUGAUUCACUCACRCAAUUCAAYUUUCUCUUUCAAGUAUCAAMAGCUACCUUUGUGUUCCUGGACAGUGUUGAAGAAAAUGAGCACAAGAUUCUAUCGUCUCUUCAAGAUGUGAAAUCCAAACUCUUCUUAGUUSUCAAUCGAAAGGGAGGGAAUGCCAGAGAGGAAAUGAUGUCUGUGAAGAGAUUGGUGGAUGAAUUAGGUUUACCAAAGAACAGAGUGAAGGUGAAAGACCAGAGGCUAAAUGUGGCAGAGUUMUCCAGAAAUCUUUGUGAGGUCAUCAAGACAUCCCUGAUAGAUGUGAAAGACACCAUAAGCAUUGAAAAUAUGGUUGGUAAAGCUGUUGAACUUGACCUGUCUGUGGACGAGAGCAAAACUGACGCACAAAGAAAAGCUGCUGAGCAUUUUGCAAAAGAAAUUGCGGAGCAGUCGAUACAAGACUACAAAAAGCAGCAACUGCCAUUGCAAGGAGAAAAAUGGAAAAGAUUGUCACAGUUACAAAUGAAAGAAUGGAGGUUGAAUAAAGAUGGGGGCCUGGGAGUGGAAGUGAGCGCAUCUCAGCUACAAGAAGAACAACUUAAAAUCAGAAGGGAACUGAAUGAAAGCAAACAAUCCAUAGCAUUAAAGAGCUUUAUUGAACACUUGUCAAAAUGGGACCAAGAAAAAAGAGAUUUUUUUCUAAAGUGGAUGAAAUUCAAUCUGAAUGCUUAUUCAAGAACAAAAGUGUUCGAGCUSCGCAACAAAUUCAAAGAGCAAUGCARGAAGAAAGACGUCAAACUCAUAGCAGAGUUAGACCAAGCUUUGRUGGAUAGCUCUUURGGAACAGAGCAUUACAUGAGAGAGAUGGGACUGAUCUAUGAGUUCUCAACUAACAGCUCAACAACAGCUGAUGAAAUAUCCCACCUCCCAGGUUUGGCAGCUGAAAUGCUGUUGGAUGGAUAUCCUUUAGAGCUUUUGGAYGGAGAUGCUUCCAAYGUCCCRGAGAGAUGGGUGACAGAUGUGCUGAUGGAGCUUCACAAGAAGGUUGGGCAGAGGAGCAGACUGUUGGUACUGACUGUGUUGGGUGUUCAGAGCACCGGUAAGUCAACGCUCCUCAACACCAUGUUUGGUGUGCAGUUUCCUGUCAGCAGCGGCAGAUGCACAAGAGGAGCUUUCAUKCUCUUCCUCAAAGUUGGAGAGGAUUUGAAAAGUGAGUUAAAYUGUGAUUUUAUUGUCCUCAUUGACACAGAGGGUCUUAAGUCUCCUGAUCUGGCACAACURGAGGACAGUUAUGAGCAUGACAACCAGCUAGCAACCUUUGUCAUUGGCUUGAGUGAUGCCACCAUUAUCAACAUCGCAAUGGAAAACGCAGCAGAAAUGAAAGAUGUCCUGCAAAUUGCAGUGCAUGCAUUCUUGAGAAUGAAAGAAAUUGGAAAAAAGCCAGUUUGUCAUUUUGUUCACCAGAAUGUUUCAUCAGUUUCAGCUCAAACAAAGACCAUGACAGAAAGAAAACAUCUCUUGGACCAACUCAAUGAAAUGACUCAAAUCRCAGCUGAAAUGGAAAAAAAACCUUCUAUCAAGGAAUUCACAGACGUGCUGGACUAUGACAUGGACAAGAACAACUGGAACAUCCCAGGACUCUGGCAYGGAACACCACCAAUGGCACCAGUGAACACAGGUUACAGUGAAGCUGUAGCACAUUUCAAGAAGAAUCUUUUACAAACAGUGAAGAGGGACCCACUUAAAGAGUUCUCACAGAUCCCAGAGUUUCUGGAAAUUAUGAGAAAUCUCUGGAGGGCGGUAAAAUGUGAAAACUUCAUCUUCAGUUUCAGGAACACUCUUGUGUCUCAUGCUUUUAACAACCUGUGCAAAGAGUUCAGUCAGUGGGAAUGGGCCUUCAGAAAAAGGAUUCUCUCCUGGCAAACACAAGCAGAGUCAGGAAUUCUGCAUGUGCACAGUCAGUCCGACACAGAAGCUUGGAACACGGAGGUUGCAUCAAAAAAAAUCGAGGCUUCACAACAAAUCGAAACAGAGGAGAGAAAAAUGAAGGAAAAACUUAUCAACUACUACAGAACAAAAGAAAAACUAGUGCAUCUGAUCGAGGCCUUYRUUAAAGAUGUUUUAGAAAGUAUCAGCAAUCUUGCAAAUGAAAUCAAACUUUGUGUGAACAACAAGUUUGAUUUUUGGCUUAAGCUUAGACAACAAGCUCAAGAAAAUGAGAGUCAAAUGCAGGUUAAUGUUGAACACUGGGUGACGAGUCUAUUAAAAGAUCAUAAACACUGCACACUGUCUGAAGAGCAACUAACUAAGAGGUUUGAUAAGAUGUGGACCGGUUCUGUCAAACAGGAUGUGCAGGACAUUGAAAGCCGACAAAAAAUGGUUUCUUUUGAGAUAAAAGGUGACCAUCAGUUGGACAGCAAAAAUGACAAAACCACAGAACUCCAGAACUUAGCAGAAAGUAUCAUACAUUCAUGUACACAGUGUGUACUURAUAAAGUAAAGACAAACACAGAUGUUGAUGAURGAAUAACAACUGAACUCCUGGAAAAAGUGGAUAACUCCCUUCAAGAAAGCUGUAAGCUUUGGCAAAACAAGUUCGAGUUUGACCUGAAACUUCACAUAUGUGGCAUCGCCUCCAGGGAAUGCCUCAAAAUGAAGGAAAACAUCCAGUUAUUUACUGAUCCCAAACAACAGCUGGAGAAAAAGAAGACUCGGUAUCUGUCAGACUUUCUUGAUCUGUACAAACAAAGAUAUCACAGCCUGCAUGAAGCAACUAACUUUGUCCAGUCGUGUAUCAAACCUGCUGUGGAACASUUCAUCUGUAGAUCUCUGGGAGUUGACAUUGUGGAUGACAUUUUGACGAGUUYCCAUUCAACARAGUAUAGUUCUCGCACAAUCUUCCAGUACAACAUUCAGAAAGAGUUGCUGCUAAAUGAAGACUUCAAGAGUUUUUGCAUCAAAUGCUUUCGGUUUGGCUUGUCUAGUAUAAAUAUCAGCGCUGACAAGAGCAGCCGCACACUCUCCCCGAACACCGUGUCAGGUUCUGAGGCACAAGGGACUCAAGGAAAGACAAGGAAAAGUCAGACCAUGUCCGCAAUGAACACAGGAGGAGGAGCUCUUGCAG